CUGAGAAAGAUGGAAAGAGAAACUACUGAAAUGGAGACAAAUUUUAAUGAUGAAAGUGAUUCUGAUGAUGAGAGUUAUGAAUCUGCUUCGUCAGAAGGGUUGAUGUUGAACGAAAGGGGCGAGGAAAAUGAGGAUCAUGUUGAGUACAGGCAAUUUUUCAAGGAUUUACAAGAGAAUAAUUGGAGCGGCGUAGAAGAAUACAUAAACAGAUUAGAUCACCAGAGGUUGACGGCGAAGAUUAUAGUUUAUGUGGAGGAGACUCUUUCUCAUAUAAUUACUCGAAAGUUAGAUGCCCCCAUUUGGCUUAUAGAGAAGCUUGCAUCACAGAUGGGUCCCCAAUCACUAGCUGAAUCGAAAGAUGAGUUUGGGCAGUCAGCUAUAUUCUGGGCUGCAGCAUUUGGCAAUAAAAAAGCAGUAGAAGCCUUCGUGCGUUGCAACGAAGAUUUGCCAAACAUAACUGACAGCACCGGUUUCCUUCCCAUCCAUGAAGCAGCAGCCUGUGGCCACAAGGAAGUAGUUGAAUAUCUACUGCAAGUGACAACAGCUGACUUGUAUGACGAGAGAGGUUUUAUUCUAAUUGAAGACUUGAUUAGUUGUGGUCUCUACGGUAUAGCUUUAGAUCUAUUGAAGCAAUAUCCAAAGUUAGGUCGGGAACUGAAAAAGGGAAGAAGGAGUAUUUUGAAAAUGCUAGCUAAUAAUCCUCUGGCAUUUCAUAGUGGGAGUCGGUUUGGAUAUUGGCAACGCUUAAUCUAUCGUUGGAUUCUUGUGCAGGAAGAACAUAUUUCUUGCCCUGAAAGUGUGUAUGGAGACGAGGAGAACCACUUGGAAAUAUCAAACAACAUAGAAAGAUCCACACAUUUUGGAUGUAUUUGUCGAAAAAUCUCUACUGCCUUUGGUGGUUUGAGCCAAAAAUUACAUACUAUGCUAUGGAAAGUCCUCAUGCAAGCGUCAAGUGUCAAGCACAUACAUGAUACAAAGUUAGCGCAUAUGCAAACACUGGAAAUAGUCAAAAUCAUGUGUAAUGAGGGAGUGAUUUGGAGCAAUAAAAAAGCCGUGAAGACACUGUGCGAGCCAAUUCUUACAGCUGCAAGAUUUGGGAUUUAUGAGCUUGUGCAUGAAAUCCUGAAGGCCUAUUUCUAUUCCUUUACUUUCACUAAAAAAGGACUUGGCAUACUUCAUUUUGCAAUAUUACAUCGCCAUGAACAAAUUUUUAGUCUUGUCAACAAUAUGAAUUUAUUUAUAUGGGAUUGGAAAGCCGCCAGUUCAAGAAAAAACACUGACAACAUCUUGCAUUUAGCUGGGCGGCUAGUACCUUCAAGAGAAGUCCCUGGUGCAGCAUUUCAGAUGCAGAGGGAAUUACAAUGGUUUAAGGCUGUAGAAAGUUAUGUCCAUCCAUCCUUCCGAGUACAGCGAAAUAAGCUCAACAAAACUCCUAGAGAAGUGUUUACCGAAGAACACGAGGGUUUAGUCAAAGACGGUGAAAAAUGGAUGAAGGACACUGCUCAAUCAUACACAUUUGUAGCUGCACUCAUAAUCACUGUAGUUUUUGCAGCGGCUUUUACGGUACCAGGUGGCAACAACAAUAGCGGGAUACCCAAUUUUUCACAAGAACGACCGUUUAUAAUCUUCAUUGCUUCAGAUGCACUUGCACUCUUUUCUUCAACUACUUCAUUGCUGAUGUUCUUGGGAAUCCUUACUUCACGUUACUCAGAAGAGGAUUUUCUAAUGGCCUUGCCAAAUAAGUUAAUGUUCGGGCUUGUCACCAUGUUCUUCUCUAUCGCAAGCAUGAUAGUGGCCUUUGGUGCAACCAUUAUAAUUCUUUCCCCUGGAAAAUUGGUUAUCAUUCCAAUUGCCUUGCUUUGUUGUAUCCCUGUGACAUUAUUUGCCUUGUUUCAGUUCCCUCUGUUAGUUGAAAUUUACUCAUCCACUUAUAGAUCAACCAUUUUCAAAGCGCUAAACUAAGGAUGUAAUUCUCAUGUAGAGACAAGUACUUGUCCUUCAAAUUAGAUUCUA
Messenger RNA from Pistacia vera, 2013 nucleotides. RefSeq names its product ankyrin repeat-containing protein ITN1-like. The coding region runs from base 10 to 1962 and encodes 650 amino acids. The transcript is spliced from 7 exons. The record is from RefSeq and is a predicted model, not a curated record. Gene Ontology annotation, molecular function: protein binding. Lineage: Eukaryota; Viridiplantae; Streptophyta; Magnoliopsida; Sapindales; Anacardiaceae.